Molecule: messenger RNA, 222 nt
Organism: Lodderomyces jiufengensis
Lineage: Eukaryota; Fungi; Ascomycota; Pichiomycetes; Serinales; Debaryomycetaceae
Exons: 1
Coding region: 1-222 (73 amino acids)
Source: RefSeq, a predicted model, not a curated record
AUGAAAGUUACAGAUUUGAUAAUUUUAUUAUUCAUUAGCAUUGUUUCAGCAUCAAAAUUAACUGAUAAAUUAUUUAAAGAAAAGAAUCAUAUUGUUAAUGGUGAGAGGAAUGCUUAUGUUUGUACCGCUGGUGUUGGAAUGAUGGCUGCUGGAGUAAUUGCUUAUGUUCUUGAUAAUAGAGAUUUUACAUUUGAAUCAUUUAGCAAAAUAAGUAAUGUUUAA